UAUUAAUGCAAUAUAACUUAUCACCUAUAAUCUGUACUUUUUUAUUUUAAAAAUGGCUGCUUUAGAGAGUGCAUUCUUAAAAAUUAGUGAAGAUUAUUUCGAGUGUGCGAUCUGUUUUGAGCAAUGGAUUUAUAGGAACCCGCGAGUGUUUCCCUGCCAACAUACUUAUUGUGGUAUAUGUAUUGAUGAAUUAUGGAAGAGUUGUAAUCAGGCGAUUUCUAUUUCUUGUCCUCUGUGUAAGAAAUUAGUAAAUUGGCCUAACGAAGGUGUAGAUGGAUUUCCGAAGAAUUUGGUUGCGUCUAAUAUUUAUUUACCUGAGAAAGAUGAUAAGAAAUCAAUGUGUAAAAAGCAUGAAAAAGAGAUAAUCUUCGUCUGUAAAGAUUGCUUUGAUGAGAAAAUCUGUCAAGGCUGUAUCACAGAUCAUUCAGCUCAUAAUUUACUUACUUUAGAUAAUUAUAUAAGAGAUGGAAAAAUGUAUCAUGGAUGUCACAAGAUCAAUAAUAUAUUAAAGUCUCUUCAUCAAUACCAAAGAAAUGUUAUUGCUAAAGAUAGUUAUCUUCUUAAGGAGUUACCAUCAACUAUAUGUUGUAUAAUUGAAGAGAAACAAACAGCAAAUAUAAAGAAGUUAGAGAUGAUUAAAAAAUGUAUUUCAAGAAUUACUACUUUUAUUCAAUUAAAGGAAAAUUUUAACGAUGAAGAAUUGAAUGAUACAAGUCAAAUAUUAGAAAAAAUAGAGAAUAUUUUACCGAAUGUAGACAAUUUAGAUUUUAAAAAUAACGAAUACGAAGGAAAAUUAUUUAUGAAUUUAAAGAAUAUGCUUUUAUCAAAGGAGCUAAACGAUCCUAAAAAUGUUAAUUUGAACUAUGCAGAAUUAUUACAGAAUUUUGAUAAGAUUCUCACAUCAGAUAUCUUAUAUAAGAUAUCAAAAAAUCUAUCUUCCAUAGAUUAUUUACAUUUCAGCUCUGAGCGGUCUAUUAAUAUUCAGAAUAUUGUUGAGAUAUUUUCAGUAUGUUCUCAUUCUGAUGGUUUUAUCUAUAUGGGUGUUUAUGCACAAAAUACACUCAAAUGGGCAUGGUUAGGUUAUUUAGAUAAUAAAAGAAGUUUUGCUAUUUGGAAAGUUAAUGAAAAGACUCUAAAACCGGUAAAAAAGUUCCAAUUAAAUGAAUUACCUAAUAGUAUUAUUGAACAUAACAGAGAACUUUACGUAGGUUUUAAAAGUUCCGUUCAGACUUUGAAUGAGUCAUUAGAAAUUGUUCUAAAAAGGAAGAAUAUACUUCAUUCAAUAAGGCAAGUUAUACCAAAUGAUAAAAAUUCAUUAAUAUUCAGCACAAAUAAUUCUAUUGAAAAGUUAAGUUUUAACGAAAGUGAAUCGAGCAAAACAAGGAUCAAAACGCUAUUGAAUUCUGUUCAUUUUAAUGGUCAAAUAUGUAAUUGGAAGGAGAAUUCAUUAGCUCUUCUUGUUGGAAGUAAAUUAAUAAUAUACAAACCAGAAAAGGAAAUAAUCAAAACAAUAGAGUUAAGGAAUCAAAUAUACUUUAAUAGAAAAGUAUUAUUUUCGUCAAUUCUAUCAAUAAAUAAUGAUUUUUUAGUCAUUUCCGAAUAUAAUUCAAAGACUUUAACGAUAUUCUAUAACGUUGAAGAUGAACCGCAAAUCUAUAAAUUGGAUGUUAGACCACGUAAAAUUUGGCAUAUAGAAAGUAGAAAAGAAAUUUGGAUAAAUAACGGAGUUAACAAGCUAAUUGCUUUAUCCUAUGCCCACUAAACUAGAAAAGAGAGUAGAUUCUGUCCCUGAUUUAUUAUGAUUCUGUUUUUUUAAAGAAAAUACAAUUAAUUAAAUACUA
This is a messenger RNA of Dimorphilus gyrociliatus, 1841 nucleotides long. The record is from the annotation of a GenBank genome assembly. NCBI's taxonomy places the organism in Eukaryota, Metazoa, Annelida, Polychaeta, Dinophilidae.